AUGGCGACGGCGCUACAGAAACAGCUCGCAUCCAUUGCGGCUUCGAGCACCCAUCAGCUCGACCUGCGCGCGCAAAAGUCGGCGCAUGGCAAAUCGCUGCUAUUCGAUUCCAAGAUCGCCGCAUCGCAAUCCUUCGAAACCAUCUACCUAAUCUGCUACGAUGGCUACAAGGACCUUUGCGCAUUGGAUCCCAGGUUUCUGCGCUUCUCGAAGAAUCUGUUCAGCGAACAGAGCAAGUCGGAAGAUCGCACGCAGAUGAGCAAGGAUGAAAACGCAAAGUUGAACACAGUACUCGAGGCAUUCAUCACGCUGGUCGGACCAAGGCUACUGUUGAAGCCGGCGGAGAAGGCCCUUGAGUGGCUGGUGAGGAGAUUCCGUAUCCACGAGUACAACACCGAAACCCUCGUCUUUACCUACCUGCCCUACCACAACACACCACAGUUCCUUGCACUGCUCUCCAUCCUACCCGCACAACCACCGCACGCUAUCCGCUUCCUCUUUCCCUACAUCCAGGCGCCAACCAAAAUACCCCAGCGUACGAUCGCAUACACUGCCAUCAAUACCCCGCAGUUCUUCAACGCCUACCAAUCAUAUGUAACCAAGGUGGUAGAGGCGGGCCACCAGGCCUCGCAUAUGCUGUCCUUCUGGUCAGGAACCACAGUUGAGGCUAUAUACGGCAUAGUGAGCAACGCAAGCUCUGGCAGAAAGGACCUCCAGGACCAGGGAACUGAGAAGCUGGUCUUGGAAUUGCUCCCUGUCCUCAACAGCUGCAUGCGGGCAAAGCAUGGGGCUGACACGGUCCUGGCCUGUUACGCUAUCGUCAUUAUGAUGGUCAACCAGGCCAAGGUCGGAGACAAGGUCUUGGAUGGACUGAUGGAAGCUGUCAUUGCAGCCCAUGACGAAACAUCCCUUCAGUCAUGCCUUGCAUGCCUAGCUAUCAUCGCCAUGGAGCGCUCCAAGGCGCAAAUCCCUGCCAAAGUAUCAAAAAAACUGCUCAACGUCCCGCAACUCGUGCAGAAAUUGACGGCGCUGUCACAUCAAUGUCAGGUCGAACGACUGGUCCUGGGCUGCGCUCUCGGUGCGCUCAGUGAUAGCUCCGACGAGAACCGUGAAAUCUUCAGCGAGUUGAUCGCAUCUGGCCUGCUCACUACGUCGCGCGUUCAGAUGGUGCUCUCAGCACUGGUUCAACUCCUUCGCGAUAGUGCGCCGGGUUCCCAAGAGCACGGAGAGGUUCUUCAGCUCGCUACCAAGAUGACCGAAUCUAAGGAGCUACAAAUCAUAAUGCAGGAAGUGGCGAAGCAGAACAAUGUCGAUCUGGAAUCGUUGGGACUCACUGUUGGCCAAACAUUCGAUAUCGCGGAGAUUCCCGAAGAGGAUUCGGACGAGGAGAUGCUCGAUGCCGAUGAGGAUGCAACCGAGAAGCCCCUCAUACAGGUGCCCGAGAUCACCAGCAAGAGCUUCUUCGAUGCCGGUUCAGAAAGCGAGUUCAUACAAGUCGCCGACGUUUUCGAGCAGGCUGUGGCCACAAAACAGACCCGGCACUUCCUCGUUUCAGACACGUUGCAGCAAGAUUCCGCGUUCAAGCAACCAAUCUACCUUUCGUUCCUUGCUCGCGUGUGGAGUAGCAUCCGACCAGUCGCUGUCCGCGUUGCCGCACUUCGUGCAGCCGCAUCAUCAUUCGAAAAGAUUGAAGCUGCACAUGUUCUGCAGAACAUCUUGCCGUACCUUAUUCACGCGCUCACUGAUUCAUCCCCACUCAUCCGACGUUCAGCAGCCGCAUGUGUCGGAUCUCUGGCACGAAAGGCCUCCGCCAAGUCAAAGGCGCAAACCUGGGGAAAAACAGACCUCUAUGGGAAGGAAUCAAAGGCCCUUGCAGAGCUCAAGCCUGAGGAUGUCCUGGUUUUUGUUUCGUCGAUGCUGCAACCGAUCUUGGAAGAAUGCGUGAUGGACUCAAAGUUCGUCAUACCUGCGCUUCGCGAUGUUCUGGAAGGCACACAGUUGAAGAACCACACCAAAAACACGAUCAAGAUGCAAACCAGGACAUUAGUCCUGGGAUUCCUCGCAAGCCAUGCCAGUCUUACGCCAGUGUUGAGGGUGCGACUUAGCCUUCUACCAGUCGCGAACAUACGCGGCAAAGUUUCCGACACGGUUCGCAGUAACACCAUGAUUCCCUUGCUCACCGCAUGGUCUAGUCUUCCAACUGCGACCGUGACCGCUAGCUGCAACAGCGAAGGCCUUUCGCUUGAUGAGGUGGAGCGGGCUCACAUUACUUCCACAAUGCCCAGAGAGGCGAAGAGCGCUCAGCUGCUCCAGGACAUAAUCUCUGGAACCCUCAACAAGGACCGCGAAACUCUGGUUAUUGCUGCUUUCCAGCGCAUCCAUACCUCGUGGUCGUCCUUCAGAUCUGAAGCUCGACACGCAUUGGCCCAGUGCAUGCUCGGUCUCUCUACCAGUGAAAGCGACACCUCUUUCGACAAGCUCUGCAGAGAGCAGUCCAUUGAGAUACUGCGCAGCGUCGAUCUUGAUUCCGCUAUUCUCGUUUCUUUCUUGGAAAGCAUUCCAUCCCCUACAGCUAUGCCUGGAGGAGCGCCUGCUGCGAAGAGAAGACGAACAAGCCGAAGUGAGAUGGCCCGCGUGGAGCUUUCGUCUCAAGAUGACGUUCAGCGACUUCUCCGAAAGCUCACAUUGGUUCUUGAGCUAGUUGAGGGAUCCAAUCCAGGACAACACCCAACGCUGUUCAAGCACCUCUUUGGUAUCUUCGCGGAGCUGCAACCACUCAAGCAACAAUCUGGAUCCGAGCUAGUGUACCUGCAGAGCAUCAUUCUGGGCUCACUCAGCCCUAUCGUAAACACAUUGAAGGAACAGACGGACACCACAGACUACCAAUCAGCAGUACGAGCGGAUCUACUCAUUGACUGCAUUCGACACUCCGGCAGUCCUCAAGUUCAGAACAGUGCUCUCCUGCUCAUUUCCAACCUCGCAUCAUGGGUACCCGAUCUCAUCCUUCAUAAUCUUAUGCCCAUCUUCACCUUCAUCGGAUCUACUCUACUUCGCCAACAUGACGACUACUCCGCCCAAGUCGUCGAUAAGACCAUUUCCCGUGUUGUACCCCAACUGGCAGCUUCUCUCCGCUCAAAACACAGGGACUUUAUCGCUGGAGUGUCCGAUCUGUUGCUCAGUUUCACUGCUGCCUUUGAACACAUUCCCCUGCACAGGAGGAUGAAGCUGUUCACAGAGCUUGCUCGCACACUAGGCCCUGAAGACUCGCUUCCGGCUAUUGUGGCGCUACUUGCCGAUCGCUACCACAGCAAAGAGCAGCGAAGGUUCUGUGCCGAUUUGCUACUUCAUUUCGAACCUGUACACACCCUUGUUACUUUCAAGGGUUACCUCGACCUACUCACUGAUGCAGUGGGGCCGAAGCCUCAGGUCUCGGAGACGCUGUUCAGCCUUAAGGAGAAGACAAAAGACAACAAGUUCGAUCUAUCAAUCCAGAGCAUGCUGUCUUGCUUGACAGAUCUUGCACUCGAUGACAAGGUGAAAGCGCAUGUCACCCGAGCGUACAGAAAGAAGGAUGACCCUGAACGGCCACGAAGGAUCUUCGCAAACAUUGUCGAAACUACUAUUCAGUUGUCAAAGAAGCUGGCAACGAACCCCAAGACAUACGCAGGUUGCAGCCGUGUCCUUGCCAGCUGCCUGGAUCUCCUACCAACAACUGAUCUCGUCAAAUCGGCACAGCUACUCCUUUCAAGCGCGGACUCUCAUGUGCAAGUUGCCGCCGUCAAGUCAGUUGAGCUACGCGCUGGCACCGCUAAGCAGCAUGACCGCAAGUCUGUAGAGGCCCUGAUCGCUUUCCUCCCUAGUGUCCAGGAUCUUCUAGAGCAAUCACCCGAGAUAGACGCUAAGAUGGUAGCUGUUAGCUGCAUUGACCGCAUCAUCGAGCGAUUCGGAAAGAAGGACGUGUCUGCUGUUGCAUCAGUUGCCCAAAUCGUCUCCGGACCACAAUCGCUAUCCAGCAGCGAUGACCGCCUCCGCAUCCUAUCUCUCCUCUGCCUUACGUCUGUUGUUGACGUGCUCGAGGAUGAAGCCAUCUCGCUUCUUCCUACCGUCUUGCCAACAGCGUUCGAAUACUUGUCGCAUGCGAUCGAAGAAGAGAAGACUGGUCUACACAAUGCUGUGUUCACCAUUCUCUCAAAUAUUGUAGAACGACUGGGGUACAUGUUCUCGCGCGACUAUCUCGAGACAGCUCUUCGGUUGUGCCACCGCUCCGCUGCUGCCGAUCUGGAACAGGCUUGCGACGAAAGCCGCAGCAGUUUCUUCCAGAGCGUAUCUGAGCACCUGGGUGCCCAGGAAGUCUUCGCUGCUCUGAAGUCGACAUGGCCAGAUGCCGCCUCUCAAGGAUUUGAUGCCUCGCUCGAGCAGCUUGAGCUUCUGCGUGCGACUGUCAACACCCAAACCAAAGCUAAGCUUGUUAAAGCCAGCCCGCCACUCUUCAGCCUGCUUCUGCAGACUUUCCGCCUACGUGAGACUGUUCAAUCUGCCACGGUGGAGGUUGACGACGAAGAGAUCGAACAGCUGGAAGGCACUCUUACGGAUUCGGUCAUUGCUAUGGUAUUGAAGCUCAGUGAUGCUACCUUCCGUCCUUUCUUCGUACAGCUCGUGGACCAAGAGGGCCCCGUUUCUUCCAAGCCUGAACGAGCUAUCACCUUCUACAAGUUCCUUGCCGCUUUCUUCGACAAAUUCAAGUCUCUUGUAACAAGCUAUUCGAGCUACAUCAUCGAGCAUGCUGCGAAGAUGCUUAUCGGACUUGCUAAGGACGACUCAGAGGUCGCCACCCGCAGCGCUGUUCUCGCAGCCCUCCAGAAGACAUUCCAGCAUGACCAAGACGGUUUCUGGCAGGCGCCAUCCCACUUCGGAACGAUAAUGCCACCUUUGUUGUCUCUGCUCAACCUCCCGUCUGCCUCUACUUCUACUCCAGAGAACAACACCAACAACGUUAUUCCCACCAUCACCGAACUCGCUGUUGCAUCUGCAUCAUCUAUGGAGAAUCACCGUGAGAUGAACAGCAUAUUGCUGAAGAACAUGAGAAGCGAGGACAGAAACACAAGACUCGCAACAGUUCUGUGUGAGCAAAGCUUGACGAGGAGGCUGGGUGAAGAAUGGUUGGGCUUGCUACCUGAGAUGCUACCGUUCAUUAGUGAGCUCAUGGAAGAUGACGAUGAGAUUGUAGAGAGAGAGUGCCAGAGGUGGAAGAAUGGCAUGGAGGAGAUUCUGGGAGAAAGCUUAGAGGGUAUGCUGCAGUAG
This is a messenger RNA of Alternaria postmessia, 5301 nucleotides long. RefSeq lists its product as uncharacterized. NCBI's taxonomy places the organism in Eukaryota, Fungi, Ascomycota, Dothideomycetes, Pleosporales, Pleosporaceae. The record is from RefSeq and is a predicted model, not a curated record. The transcript has 3 exons. Bases 1 to 5301 code for a protein of 1766 amino acids. Gene Ontology annotation, cellular component: small-subunit processome; 90S preribosome; t-UTP complex. Gene Ontology annotation, biological process: maturation of SSU-rRNA from tricistronic rRNA transcript (SSU-rRNA, 5.8S rRNA, LSU-rRNA); positive regulation of transcription by RNA polymerase I. Gene Ontology annotation, molecular function: snoRNA binding.